GAUGAUUUCUAACCCUUGGAUGUAUUUUAAUCCAAGGGUUAUAGUGUAACUGCUGGGGCUACUCUAAGUGACUCACAGCAGCCCCCGGACCCCCAGCAGUGAGUAUUGAGUGCCCACACCUCAUCAAGAAAACUGCAAAUGAAUUCAGCCCCAAAACCCCCUCUUUUCUGCUUAAAAUGGCCAUGGGAUGCUAACAACAGUAAUAACGAUCCUCAGAAAAGUCCCUUAACCCCCACCAACAAUCCCUGCUCUUUGGAUACCCCUUGGCUUUUCAAAUCGGUCAAGAAUUUAACCGUUGCGGCCCUCAAUUUGGUCGAUUUUGCAGUUCACCAAAAAGGCCCUUUUGCAUCCGACCAAAAGAGAAAUGUUUUGAGCCCUCAAGAGCAAGGAGAGGCGGAGCAGAGGGCAUUUGCAGGCGCUCUAGCGAGCGGGAAAGGUGCUACGGUCAUUGAGUUUUACUCUCCAAACUGUGGACUCUGUAAUUCUUUGCUGGGUUUUGUGAUGGAGGUUGAAAAGAGGAACUCCGAUUGGCUUAACAUCGUUAUGGCUGAUGCAGAGAAUGAUAAAUGGUUGCCUGAGCUCCUCCAUUACGACAUCAAGUACGUCCCAUGUUUUGUGUUGCUAGAUAAAAACGGGAACGCACUUGCAAAGACUGGCAUUCCAAGCAGCAGACUCCAUGUUAUAGCAGGUGUUUCCCAUCUUCUCAAAAUGAAACCACCUCAGAAAAAUUAGUAACAAAUGUCUAUCUAGGUUUUGGUAUUAUUAGGUCGACGUUUGAAUUGACUAUAUAAGAUGCUCUCUUCAGGAAUUGAAGUCUUUCAUUAUAAUAUAUGAUGAGUUGCUAGUUACUGAAACGAUGUUAAUCUUUCACUUUGGUAUUGCAUUGUCAACUUGUUACAACUUCAAUGGGGAUUCACAUUACGAAUUUUUAUAACCUGUAUUUCGCAAU
Messenger RNA from Striga asiatica, 949 nucleotides. The record is from the annotation of a GenBank genome assembly. NCBI's taxonomy places the organism in Eukaryota, Viridiplantae, Streptophyta, Magnoliopsida, Lamiales, Orobanchaceae.